AUGACAAAACGAUUGUCUCUUCAAAAUGGAACAAAUGAGAUUAUUUGUUUAGACUUGAUGAAAUCAUUUGAUAUUAAUUCUCCACCAUGGGAAGAUAUGACCAAAACUAUUGGAUUACCUGUCUUAUCGUAUAACACGCAUAUUGCAUUGGGUGGAAAAAAUAAUUCAUUUAUUUUUAUGUACAGUGGAAUAGAAAAGAGCUUAGCAACAUUCAAAUUUCAGGUGGACAAAUUAUUAUAUAUAUUUGAUACAAACACUAAAACUUGGUCAGUUCCAACUACUGCAAAUUUGCCUCAAAAACCACGCGAUGCUGCUAGUUUUACGAGUGAUGGGAAAGGAAACAUUUAUCUUUAUGGUGGAUAUGAGCUCAAUGAAACAUCAUCAACUCUUGAAAAUCCACCUGCACUUAAUGAUGCAUAUGUAUUUAAUACUAUUUCAUUAUCAUGGACCUCUUUGAAUCCAAGUCUUACUCUUCUUCGACGGGCAAAAUGUUCUUCCGUUUUUUUAAAUGAUGGUAGGAUUUUAUACAUUGGUGGUGAAUCUAGUUAUGGAGUACCAUAUAACAUGACUUCGGUUUAUGUAUAUAACACAGUAUACGGAAUGUGGUCUGAGGAGAACGUAGAUAGUAGUGAGGUGAUAGUUGAGGAACGUAUCGAACAUUCAUCUGUACUUCUUUCAAAUGGAGACAUAAUAGUAUAUGGUGGGUGGCGUCCAGGUGGUGCCACUAAUGGUACUGUUGCACAACCUACACUUGUGAUCCUAGAAACCAAAUCAAUGUUUCGUUGGAGAAAACAGAAUGUUACCGGCAAAUUUUUACAUCUUAACCGGCAUUCAUGUCAUAUUGUUAAUAAUAGAUAUAUGUUCGUCGCUUAUGGCCAUACUAUUGAAGGAACUGUUACAGUAUCGAGAAAUGAACUUUAUAUUCUUGGCACGACCAAUUAUACAUGGAUUACAAGAUUUGGACAAAAUUUAUUUGAUGAAACUAUAUCACCCAAAAAUUCAAAUAAUUCAUUGAUAAUAGGAUUUUUGAUAUUUACAUCAAUAUUAGCAGCAGUGUUAACAGUAAUAUUGACUACAAUAUUAGUUAGUCAGUGUUAUCAUAAAAGAAGAAUUUUAAGAAUUUAUUGA
Molecule: messenger RNA, 1128 nt
Organism: Cetraspora pellucida
Lineage: Eukaryota; Fungi; Glomeromycota; Glomeromycetes; Diversisporales; Gigasporaceae
Source: the annotation of a GenBank genome assembly